Molecule: messenger RNA, 3815 nt
Organism: Diachasmimorpha longicaudata
Lineage: Eukaryota; Metazoa; Arthropoda; Insecta; Hymenoptera; Braconidae
Gene: Taf2
Product: transcription initiation factor TFIID subunit 2
Exons: 4
Coding region: 122-3727 (1201 amino acids)
Biological process (GO): transcription initiation at RNA polymerase II promoter
Cellular component (GO): transcription factor TFIID complex
Molecular function (GO): chromatin binding; transcription cis-regulatory region binding; RNA polymerase II general transcription initiation factor activity
Source: RefSeq, a predicted model, not a curated record
UCCAAAAUGGCGCCUGCGUGUGACGAAGAAGAAGAGUAGCUUCCCUAACCAAAGAUUAGGGCAGAAACUGUCAGUUUGUUUGUCGAAAUUGGGGAAAAAUAAUCCAAUUCUCGAUGGGAAUAUGAAGAAGGAACGCACAGCCGACGUCCCUCGGCCAUUUAAAACAGCCCACCAGAUAGUCUCUCUGACGGGCAUCUCCUUCCAACGGAAGAGCAUAAUUGGUUUCGUGGAGUUGACAAUUGUCCCCCUACGUGAUCGCCUCUUGAAGAUUCGCUUGAAUGCACGACAAUGCCGGAUCUAUCGUGUCUGUCUCAACGACACCCUGGAGGCCCCCUUCCAAUACUUCGAUCCCUUUCUGGACAUCUGCCAGGGAGACGAGAAGCAACGCUCUCUAGAGUUCUUCUCUACAAUGCAUUUGGCAGCAGCACAAAAAGUUGACCCUGACAAUAACUCCGGGGAGCUCCUGAUAACGAUGCCCGAGGGUUCGGAGAGCCUCGUCCAGAUUAAUCAGAAGCUUCGAAUAGGGAUAGAGUUCUCCCUGGAGCAGCCUCAGGGUGGUGUUCACUUUGUCGUGCCGAAUUGCGAGGGGAGUCUGGCUGAGAGAGGUGCACACAUGUACACCUACAGCUACGAGAACUCAUCGAGACUCUGGUUUCCCUGCAUCGACAGCUUUGCCGAGCCCUGCACCUGGAAGCUGGAGUUCACAGUUGACGAGACGAUGACUGCUGUAUCCUGUGGAGAUCUCGUGGAGGUUGUUUACACUCCUGACAUGAGAAGAAAGACAUUUCACUAUGUUUUGAACACACCGGCUUGUGCUCCGAACAUUGCCCUGGCGGUGGGACCUUUUGAGAUCUUCGUGGACCCAUACAUGCACGAGGUCACCCACUUUUGCCUACCUCAACUACUGCCUUCGCUGAAGGUCUCAGCUAAGUACAUGCACGAGGCUUUCGAGUUCUACGAGGAGACGCUGUCCAACAGAUAUCCUUAUUCUUGUUACAAACAGGUGUUCGUCGAUGAAAUAGACGAGGACAUAAACGCCUACGCCACGAUGUCAAUCCUCAACACAAACCUCCUCCACUCCCCUGCAAUAAUAGAUCAGGUGUACAUCACAAAAAAAGCCAUGGCGCAAGCAAUUGCUGAGCAAUUCUACGGCUGCUUCAUCUCAAUGCAGAACUGGUCAGACACGUGGCUGCCCAAGGGUAUCUCCACAUACCUGACAGGUCUCUAUGCGAAGAAGUGCUUCGGCAACAACGAAUACCGUGAAUGGAUACACGCCGAGAUGCAGGAGGUAGUCAAGUAUGAGGAGCAAUUUGGCGGAAUAAUUCUCGAUUCCUCUCAACCCCCAGCUCCCCUCCCAAUCGCCGCCAACACUCCAGCCCCAGCUCCCCGUACUCCCGAUCCUGGUUUCUACUUUCCCAUUCGCAAUCUCCACACCAUGUCCCCUAAGUAUCUCGAGGUCCUUCGCAAGAAGGCGCACCUGGUGAUACGAAUGAUGGAGCACAGGAUAGGACAAGAGCUCCUCCUCCAGGUGCUCAACAAACAGCUGUCUCUUGCGACGAAUGCAGCCCAGCAGAAGAUUGACUCAGGCCUGUGGAGCCACAUGCUCCUAUCCACCAAUGGCUUCACCAAGGCGAUAUUCACAGUCACUGGUAAGGAUAUGGCGGUUUUUGUAGAUCAGUGGGUUCGCACAGGUGGUCACGCCAAGUUCUCCCUGAGCUUUGUGUUCAAUCGAAAGAGAAAUACUGUUGAGGUGGAGAUACGUCAGGACACCGCGAGCUCCAAGGGCAUUAGGAAAUACGUGGGACCGUUGCUGGUGAACAUUCAGGAGUUGGACGGUACGUUCAAGCACACCCUUCAAAUCGAGGGAACAAGCGCCAAGGCGGAUAUCACCUGUCACAGCAAAUCGCGGAGGAACAAGAAGAAAAAAAUUCCCCUGUGCACGGGAGAGGAAGUCGACAUGGAUCUCUCUGCCAUGGACGACUCGCCAGUCCUGUGGAUACGCAUGGAUCCGGAUAUUACUCUGAUGCGAUCAGUUCAAAUUGAACAGCCAGACUACCAGUGGCAGUACCAGCUGCGUCACGAGAGGGAUGUGACUGCCCAGCUGGAGGCAAUCGAGGCACUCCAGCAUCACUCGACGCCGGCCACCAGACUAGCUCUCACUGACACCAUCGAGAACGAGCACUGCUACUAUAAAGUCCGGCUCAGGGCUGCCCAUUGUCUGACUAAAGUAGCCAACGCUAUGGUGGGAACGUGGGCAGGACCACCUGCCAUGUUGGCUAUUUUCAGGAAGCUUUAUGGUUCAGCUGCAUGUCGCAGGAUCAUCAAGCAGAAUAAUUUCUCGAAUUUUCAGCAUUACUUCCUGCAGAAGACUAUUCCAGUUGCCAUGGCGGGCCUCAGAAACGCUCAUGGCAUCUGUCAGCCUGAGGUCUUGGCAUUUCUCAUGGAUUUAUUCAAGUACAAUGAUAACAGCAAGAACAGGUACUCCGAUAACUAUUACAGGGCUGCACUGCUUGAGGCCCUUGGUGCCACUGUCACACCUGUUAUCAGUGUCCAACAUGGCGCAUCUAUUACAGCUGAGUCACUCUCAGUGGAUACGAAAGCGAUCCUCGAAGAGGUGACGCGCAAUCUCAACCUCGAGAAACUCGUGCCUUGCUACAAGUACACAGUGAGUGUAGCAUGUCUCAAGGUAAUCAGGAUUCUCCAGAAAUUCGGCCAUUUGCCGAGCAAUGCCAACCUGUUCAAGGCCUACGCGGCUUACGGACAGUUCAUUGAGGUAAGAAUAGUGGCCCUCGAGGCCCUCGUGGAUUUCACGAGGGUAGACGGUAAAUGGGAGGAUCUGGAGUUUCUUUUGGACAUGGCUGAGAUGGAUCCACAUCCCGGUAUUAGGCACAAACUCGUCCGACUCAUGGUUGAGAAUCCUCCCUUCGAACGUGCCCACAGGCACAGAUUGGACACACCUGAGUUGGUCGACAGGAUAUGGAAUCUUAUGAAUGGAAUGCUCUCACACGAUUCCAAGCUGCGAUGUGACUUUGUGGACCUUUACUACACACUUUAUGGGACCAAGAGGCCCAACUGCCUGCCGAUACCUGAACUGGCGGGGGUUCUCAAGCCCAGAAAAGUGAGUCCCGAGAGGGAGGAGUCCAAAAUAGUGAAGAAUGCGGUAUUUCCGAAGAAUGACAUCUGCGAAGUGGAGUCGACUUCUGUAGUUGCGAAGCGCAAGGCUUCGCCCAUCAAAGAGGGAGGCGGUGGGCCCGAUGGGGGGGAGAAUGGGCCAGCUGCGAAGAAAUCGAAGCCACAGAGUUCUGAGGCUAAAGGGGGCCCACAGCCUCCUGGGGAGGGCAAGAUCAAGACAGAGUACUACUCCGAUAAUUCAGCGUCACUUCCCGGCCUCAUGGGGAUGGGAUCGCAGGGGCCCGUUGGCUUCGAGCCUGGGAUGUUCAAGAAGGAGGAGGACGGCAAGGGGAAGGGCGAGUCAGGGGGUAAGGGGAAGAAAAAGAAAAAGGACAAGAAGAAGCAUAAGCACAAGCACAAACACAAGCAUGACCAUAAACAUGGCAAGGAGAAGGAGAAAGAAAAGGAAAAGGAGAAGGAGAAGAAGGAUAAGGGGAAGGAGAAGGGCAAGGAUAAGGAGAAGGACACACUGAAGGUUAAGGAGGAGACGUUGAGCUCGGUUAGCUCGAGCCCCAGUCCUGAACCGGGCAAUGCAAAGGAUUAUGGCGUUUUGUAAAUCGCAAAAAUGUUAUCGCAGAAGUGCCGUUUAUUUGUACAUAUUAAUAGAAAUGUUUUUUAAUAAUAAAAAAUGAUUGAAUUUUUAA